Molecule: messenger RNA, 1470 nt
Organism: Charadrius vociferus (killdeer)
Lineage: Eukaryota; Metazoa; Chordata; Aves; Charadriiformes; Charadriidae
Gene: THUMPD2
Product: THUMP domain containing 2
Exons: 10
Coding region: 1-1422 (473 amino acids)
Biological process (GO): tRNA methylation
Molecular function (GO): RNA binding; tRNA (guanine) methyltransferase activity
Source: RefSeq, a predicted model, not a curated record
AUGUGCCGCUUCACGCUUUGGCUCUGUCUCCCCGUGGACUGCAUCUUGGGAAAGGUCUUCUUCAGCACGGAGGCAGUACCAGGCGAGCUGAGGAAGCUGAAGUCUGGAGAGAGACUCUUUUUGCUGCUGAAGAAACGCGCCCCACUGGCGGUUUCUCGAAAUAAAGGGAAAAUACUGCAUGAGAUUAAAAGCCUUGUCACUGAGGAGCCAAAGUAUUGGCUGGAUGUUGUCUCUAUUUGGAGAAACUUUCAUGGGCAUGAGGGGAAAGAAGAUGAAGUCUCUCAAGAAAACCGAUUGCCUCUGAAGAGAAAAUCAGAAGAAGAGACAAAUAUUACAACUAAAAGGCAGAAAAUGGAACAAGUGAGAGAGACUGUGUCUGAGGAAUGUCAGGCAGGAGAGAAGUGUGUGGUACCAGAGAGAAAGAGCAAUCAAGACUGCUGGACUGAAAGCAAGACUUCCUUAGAAGACCCUUCCAAAAGCAGUGGAGAGAAGCCUAUUGUGAAUAGUGAGCAGCUUAGCUUCAGUUUCAGGGUUUCUUGUCGUUGUAGUGGAGCGAUUGCCAAAAUACUUCCUUCACAGGAGAUCGGAAGAGCCAUCGGCGUAGCGCUUAUGAAGCAGUGUGGGUGGCGGGCUGACCUGCGGGACCCCGAUCUAGAGGUCUUUGUACAUCUCAAUGACAUUCACACUGUGGUGGGGAUUCCCCUUUUCAGGCUUCCGUUGGCAAACAGAGAGUAUAUCAAAACAGCAGGACUGCGGUCAACAGUUGCGUGGGCUAUGGCAUCUCUGGCUGAAAUCAGUGCAGGUGCCUUUGUGCUGGAUCCCAUGUGUGGGCUGGGAACGAUACUGCUGGAAGCUGCCAAAGAGUGGCCUGAAGCCUGUUACUGGGGUGCUGAUAUAAGUGAUUCACAGUUAGAGGGUGCGGAUGUGAAUAUUAGGACUGCAGGCCUGAUGGAUAAGAUUGAGUUACUUAAAGCUUCUGUGAAAGCAUUGCCAUUGCCUUCAGAAAGCUUUGAUGCUGUGAUUUCGGACAUUCCAUUUGGGAAGAAGUUCAAGAUCACGAAAGACAUACAGAUCCUACCGGAUAUUCUCCAGGAAAUGGAGAGAGUACUUCGUGUUGGAGGCACUGUUGUGUUGCUGCUGAGCCAAGAUCUCCAUAAGCGCAUGGAUGGCAUUACCAAGUGUGCUGAAAAUGACUCUCCUAAUGCCGUUUCUGAUGACGCAAGUGAAACCGCUGCUGCAAGACCCCUGAAUGUUGAUGGGAAUUCUUCCUCCUUGGUGAAUGGUGUUGAAGAAUCCCAUCUCAGCAGCCGACAGAUGCGUUUUGGGUCUCUGGUGCCAGAUGGCGUCUAUGGAGUUAGUCUUGGAAAGACGGAUGCUUUCAUAUACAAAUACAGAAAGAUCUCUACUGCUGGGAAUCGGUAGCUUUCUUGCGCUGUGUUAAAGUGAACUCGAAUCCUGAUACACUUGAAA